CCGCUGCCCGCUCGCCUCGCCCGCCGCCCCGCGACCAUGGCCGGCUGGCAGAGCUACGUCGACAACCUGAUGUGCGAUGGCUGCUGCCAGGAGGCCGCCAUUGUGGGCUACUGCGACGCCAAGUACGUCUGGGCAGCCACGGCCGGCGGCAUCUUCCAGAGCAUCACGCCGGGRGAAAUAGAUCUGGUUGUAGGAAAAGACCGUGAGGGUUUCUUCACCAACGGUCUGACCCUUGGUGCGAAGAAGUGCUCUGUGAUCAGAGAUAGUCUGUAUGUCGAUGGCGAUUGCACAAUGGACAUCCGGACAAAGAGUCAAGGUGGUGAGCCCACGUAUAACGUUGCUGUAGGCAGAGCUGGACGAGUCUUGGUCUUUGUAAUGGGCAAAGAAGGGGUCCAUGGAGGCGGAUUGAAUAAGAAGGCAUACUCAAUGGCAAAAUACUUGAGAGACUCUGGGUUCUAGUUGUUAGGCAGACUGUUAAGUAUUAGGGGAAGAUUGCUAUUAAACUUUCCUGGCGGUGAGCUUUAAACCUUACAUUCUGGAAACUUUACUAGCAAUGCAGGGUGAUGGGGUAUGAACCUGUGUCUCCUUUGUAUCCCUUUGUUGGUGGGGAAAGGUGUUUUUUGKUUUUUUUUUUUCCCUUUAAUUCUGUUCAUUUCUGUUUUGUUUCCUUGUGUACUCCAGCAUUGGUUAUAGUCAUGGGAAAAGAAGGUGUCCAUGGAGGGACACUCAACAAGAAAGCAUUUGAACUGGCUUUGUACCUGAGGAGCUCUGAUGUCUGAGCAGCCUCUCCCCAUCCACUAGCAGCUGUCUGCACCACCACCCGCUUGUGCUCAGUGCUACCAGCCUCUAGAUGGUAGUUUGUGUUGGUUUUUUGUUUUUUUAUUUCCCCAUUUCCCAGUGUCAUAACUGCAGUUCCCCCUUGUUGAUCUCUGUAACCAGUGUAGGUAACCGAGCCCAGCUGGCACCACCAUGAUAUGCAUGAUAAUAACUGGGGAGGGGGGAACACGCCAAGUGUAGGCUCUGCUUUUCUUAGCAAUUAGUGUGAUAUUGGCAACUAAACCGACUGAGAUACUAAACAAGGUGCCGAGUGUGUACAAUCUAAUUUGAUCGAUGCCUCUUCAGCACUUUGAGCGAGUCACAGCUCACCAGUCUUCCUUCACAGAGCAUGGUUGGGAGGAAAAAAAAGUACAUGCAUAUCUUCACUUGUGUCCCUCUCUUGGUUUCUGUUUUUUAAAGCCGUGUGUUUGCUUACACCACCCCUGUUUAUAGUGCCUGCUUUGUUUAACCGAUUUGCCACUCAAAAGCUGUUCAUGUCACGUUGGUUUUGUCAUUGCACUUCACCAGCUCUGAGUGUCUCUGCUUUCUCUCGAUGAUGUCUGAAGGUUGUAGUGCAAUCACAAAACUACAAAAGGGUACAGAUGCACUUCCUGCCAUGCCCUUAGAGCACCAUCCUAGGGAUUCCCCAGACAUUCCAUCAUUGCAAUAGCUCAGGCACUUUUUUUUUUUUUGCCAGCUCCUGUUCUGUAGUUGACUUGUGCAAGGCUGCCACCCUUGGCCUGGCAUAACCAGCUGGAGUGUGUCUGGUUUCAGUUUCUCAUAGGACCAAUUUUMAUUUGCAGCUUGGGGGUCGGGGAGGGAGGCGGGACGGGGGGUGUUGUUUUUGUUUUUUAAUAUGAAAAACUGCAAUGUCAUUGUGGAAAACUGCCACCUUCAGCUAUCCUGGGAGCUCUGACUGGCUUCAGUCUUUCUGCCAGAGCGCUCGGUGGCGCAGAGUUUGGCUGCUCUGAAGCCACUGUCUGGAUGAAGGUCAGUAGUUUGUAAGCUAAACUGUCAAAAUACCAUUUCAAAUUUAAAACAAAUCUUCAUUUGGCCUGUCACACCCUUGCUGCAGAAACGAUGGAGUGAGCUGCCUUGUGCACGAGUCAUCUGAAAUGUCUGUAACCCAACUCAGUUCAGGCMCGGCUCUGAGCUGCGUGUCCAUUGYGAGAACUGCAGAACUCUGUAUGCUAAAGAAUAAACGGGAGAUGGGAGUGGUUGGAAUAACUGACUUGGCUGUCUUGUGAUGAACUUUUUAAUAUGUAUUCUGUGCCAUACUAUUGUUAAAAAAAAACAAAAAAAAAAGAA
Molecule: messenger RNA, 2124 nt
Organism: Malurus melanocephalus (red-backed fairy wren)
Lineage: Eukaryota; Metazoa; Chordata; Aves; Passeriformes; Maluridae
Gene: PFN2
Product: profilin 2
Exons: 3
Coding region: 37-459 (140 amino acids)
Biological process (GO): regulation of actin filament polymerization; actin cytoskeleton organization; positive regulation of actin filament bundle assembly
Cellular component (GO): cytoplasm
Molecular function (GO): actin binding
Source: RefSeq, a predicted model, not a curated record